Molecule: messenger RNA, 1146 nt
Organism: Suillus bovinus
Lineage: Eukaryota; Fungi; Basidiomycota; Agaricomycetes; Boletales; Suillaceae
Product: Decaprenyl diphosphate synthase-like protein
Exons: 7
Coding region: 46-858 (270 amino acids)
Cellular component (GO): endoplasmic reticulum; membrane; dehydrodolichyl diphosphate synthase complex
Molecular function (GO): ditrans,polycis-polyprenyl diphosphate synthase [(2E,6E)-farnesyl diphosphate specific] activity
Source: RefSeq, a predicted model, not a curated record
GUGCUCAUUUAUUACUACCUUCAACGACCACGUUCGAAAUCCACAAUGACAUGGCCCGGGAUUUGGGGCUGGACAUCAUCCUUGCUCGCCUUCAUCAAGACCCAACUCGUGAUUCUGCUUCUCCGUGUUCUUUCUGCGGGCCCUAUUCCACGUCAUAUAGCCUUCGAAAUGGAUGGUAACCGCCGCUUUGCACGUCUCACUGGCCGUCACGCGGUCGAGGGUCAUUCAGACGGGUUUCAUACACUUAAGCAGAUAUUAGAGAUAUGCCUGCGUCUUGACAUACGCUGCGUCACGGUCUACGCCUUUGCGAUCGAAAACUUCAAUAGGCCACCUGACGAGGUCGAUGCACUCAUGAAACUAGCAGAAGAGAGACUCGUGGAGAUUGCACAGAAUGGUGCUCUCUUAAGCCAAUAUGGCGUACGCCUCAAUGUCCUCGGCCAUCGUGAGCUACUACCUAUCCAUGUUCAAGCCGCCAUUGAUAAAGCGGAGGGAAUGACGCGUCAGAAUAACAGAGCAAUAUUGAAUGUCUGUGCACCGUACGCCUCGCGGCAUGAGAUGACAUUAGCGGUACAAUCUGUCGUACAGCAGGCCCUCGAUAAAGAGAACUUUGAUUCUUCAUUGAUUACAGAACAAACUAUCGAGGACAACCUCAUGACUUCGCUUGGGGGCAGCCCGCCGCUCGACAUUUUCAUCCGCACGAGUGGUGUGAAGCGAUUGAGCGGUUUUCUGCAAUGGCAGUGCUGUGAAAAUACACAGAUUCAUAUGGUAGAUACCUAUUGGCCCGAAUUUGGCCUCUGGGAUUUUGUACCUAUUUUACUAGAUUAUCAGCGGAAGGUGUGGGCACGAUCGAGUAGCUGAAGGUUUGGGCCUAGGUGCGAGACUUAUCAAAAUUUCUACUAGGUGUUCGCUAGUGUGUUGGGCAUUGUAGUACCAGAUAUUCUGAAUUCACUGUGUCCUUCACUAAUAUUGCUUGGUCAAAUUUCUUGCUGUUUUCUACCUUGGUUGGGUCCCAGAUGCUAGGACCCUGUAGCUGAUCAUUCUAAUCAUAUAUGAAACAAGUGGUCACUGGUGACAAAAGAGAAUCAUUCGGGAUUUCCCGUUAUUUGUGCAUGUAGACGAUCUUGCAAGCAAGGUGAUGUCCUCCGC